UCCAGCACUUUGUCCUUCAGGAUAUUCCUUCCCACUCUGCAGUUAAGGCCACACUGCUGUGCACAAGUCAUUUUGCAGGAAGCUGGUGAGGAGAGAGGACUGGAGCUCUAGGUCUUGCUGGAUAGCUCACUGGUGCAGGAUAAACUUUCAGCACUGGGGACCAGGGAGGACACUUCUUGCUGGAGGCUCAUCCUUUCAUUGAUCAUUACCUCUUUGCACUACAGAAGCUCAUCAUUGUGGGAUCUAGGGCAGAGAUAUUACUGCUCAAAUAGAGAUGUUAAGCUGUGUUACUGUGGCAAUGCUGUGCUUGCUGUUUGGAUGCCUGAUUCUGACAGGUCAUAGUUCGGGCUCCAAGUUAAAAGCACCUGUAUUAAACAUAAAGGGGAAGGAGUUAGUAAUACGAGCCGGCCAGCCAAUACACCUCACAUGCAGGGGCGAUCAAACAGUUUUAUGGAAACUUCCAGCUGCCUCCAGGACAGAAAGUGAAAGGUUCCAUAUAAGCGAUAAUUUAUGCCAGGGAAGCCCCAAGACGGCUUGCUAUAGAAAUCUCACAUUGCACAAAGCUCAGCUAAAUGACACUGGAUUCUACAGUUGCCAGUACGAAUACUUUACCUCAUCCAGGAACCCAUCUGGUAUCUAUAUAUUUAUUACAGAUGGGCACAGUGCAUUCAUAGACAUGCACAACAGAGAACCUAAAAUAAUCUCCAUAACCAAAGGAGAGAGGCUGGUCAUCCCCUGCCGUGUGACAUCACCAAAUAUCAUGGUCACAUUAAGAGAGAUCCAUGGACGUGUAUUGUCUGUCCCUGGUGACAAGAACAUUGUCUGGGAUAAUAAAAAAGGCUUCAUUAUUCGAAAACCAACACAACCGUUUUUCGGCCUGUUAAUCUGUGAAGCCAAAGUUAAUGGAGUCACACACACUUCAACCUACUUCACCCACAGAGAGUCUACUGAAAUCCGUAAAGUGUGGCUUGACGUGCCAGAUUCCAUCAGGCUGCUGCGUAAUGCCAACCUGGCAAUUAAUUGUACUGUCACUACCGAUCUGAAUUCAAGAGCCGAAAUACAGUGGACAUAUCCUGGAAUGCAAUUUGGCAGGCUGGCCUCCAUAAUCAAGAGGAUAGUUUUAUCAGACUCGGAAGCAGUGGUGUACAGCAUGCUAUUUAUUCACAAAGUAAGGAGCAUCGACCAAGGCUCGUAUAUCUGCACCGCGAAGAACGGUCCAUCAAACAAAACCGUCAAUACAACACUUCGUGUUCACGCUGCUCCUUACAUUAAUGUUAAACCUCGGAAGACAGGUGUAUUAGAAGCUGAAGUGGGCCAGAAAUUUUAUCACAUUGCAGUGAAAGUGAGAGCAUUUCCUCCUCCAGAAAUUACAUGGUGGAAAAAUAAUUUAUUGGCAGCGGACAAAUGUGCACGGUACAUAAUAAACAACAAUGUACUGACUAUUAAAGAUGUGGCUGAAGAGGAUGCUGGAGAAUACAUGGUGUCCCUGAAACUGAAACAGUGGAACCUUAUCAAAAAUUUAACCAUGACCCUCACAGUUAAUGUCAAGCCCCAGAUUUAUGAGAAAUCGAUGUCAAUCCAAGAACCGCAGUCUUAUAUGCUAGGCAGCAGGCAAACCCUGUCAUGUACAGUAUAUGGAGUUCCACCACCCAGAAUAACCUGGACUUGGCAUCCAUGCAAGCGACACUUUGGCUCAAGGUGCGAUUUCCACUCUGACAGUUCAGUUCCUCUAAUUGUUGGGAAAAACAGCAGUAGCAUGGGAAACAAGAUCUACAGUAUCACAGAGCGAACACGUCUGAUCGAGGGGAAGAACAAGACUGCAGGGUUACUUGUGGUGGAUGAUUCUCAGGUCUCUGGCAUGUAUACCUGCACCGCCACCAAUAAAUUAGGAAUGGAAAGAAGAGAUAUACAUUUCUAUGUCACAGAUGUACCCAGUGGAUUCCACAUAAGCAUAGACAGGGUGGCUAAAGAAGGUGAAAACAUGACCUUAACAUGUUCCGUCAACAAGUACCUUUACAAAAACAUUAGUUGGAUUUUACGCAGGAGAGUCGGGAAUCGAACAAUAAACCACAGCAUCAGUAAGCAAAGAAGUGCAAUCGCAACAGAGUAUUCUACCAUUCUAACCGCCGUUAUCCAAAACGCGACACAAGCCGAUUCAGGAACCUACGAGUGUAGGGCGACCAACACCUUCACUGGAGACGUCAUGUCUCAGAGCAAAGACAUUGUCAUCAAGGGAGAACCUUGCAGUAGGAAAAUUCACUUUUCACGGACCUCUAAACAAAGAAGAAAAAAUUGUACUACAGAAAGUAGCGUAACCCAAUAAGAAUGACUCGAGCCAUCGUUCUCAGAGAUAGUGAUUGAAAAUCAAAGGUACUUAUUAUACUUCCUGCAAGGACUGGAGAAAUGGCUGCAGAUGUAUGGAGCAGUGGCUACACGCCAGUGCAGACCGCAUUCUUAUCAUUCUCUACUGUAUCGGAAGCCAUUUAUUUUCCAGAAAUAAACCAGUCCAAAGAUGGAAGAGAUGACAUUCAAAGAUUAUUCUGCAGAUUUGCUCCAGUGUUAACCCAAGCCUAGAAUGAGUACAGUACUGAGAUGGAACAUAGUCUUUCUAUCCAGAUUAGGCCAGAUCUGUAGCACAUAUUGUAAGGGUUAGGGGUUACUUUUACAUUAUUUUGUCUGAAUAUAGACAUCACCUACCAAAAAUAUACAGAGAACUUGCUUUUAAUUCAAAUCUCAGGUUUGAAAAAUUAGGUGAUUUAUAAUGGUUUUAAUCCAUGUGAUGAAAAUAUGGAACAUGAUGAAUAGAGAAUUUAUAUGAAACAUCACAUUUGAAAUUCCAACCACUUGGUUUCCAUAUGAUUUGACAUUCAUUCCUUUUUCCAGGUAGCUAUAAUGCACCUUAACGAUUGAGCUGCUAUAAUACAGUGUUUUAUGCAAUUAUAGCUAUUUUAUUUUAUUAAAUUAUUUAAUGCUUUAAAAUGUAUGGCAGCAUAUAUCAGACACGGAACACCAAGGCAGCAUAGCUUGUAUCAGACCCUACUGCAAUGCGUCUGGUUAGAAAUGUCUGACACAUCUCCAGAAGAUGUGGAUUGAUCGGUUGAUUGAUGACCUUAUCUAUAUUGUAUGGGGCGGUAAAAGGUAUUUUUAUAAAGGGAUUUCAUGAUGGAUUCUUUAUUAACACAUGUAGGAUAUGAUAAUUCGGUAUUAUCAGCACAAUAUCUAUUUGUAUGGCUUUCUAACUUCUACUGGGAAGCACCAGAUAUCUUCUGGGUUGAUCUACAGUUGGUUAACCAUGCUGUUUAGAACCUCAUUGUCAUUGUGACCCUAUAGAGAUAGUGUUAUGGGCACAUGAUCAAUCACUUGGAAGAGCACCAAAUAAGACAACUCUUAAGAUUAUUUAACAGGAGGUCAUAGGUGACCUUUGUGAUUGCCACGUGUAGCUACAGGUCAUCAGAAGUCCACCAACUGUUUUUGUUGCUUGCUUCAUGGUAAUGUUUAGAGUGGACUUUUCUCUAGGAGACUGCUGGUUUUUGGUGUGGUGUUGAGGUGCUAAUGGUGCUUGUCCAAUAACUAUUACAUAUAAGAAACCAUCAAGACCUAGUUCUUUCAUACUGGAAAUAACAUAUAGCCAAUAUGUUGUAGGAAAACCCUACAUCCAGCCUUGGAAGGCAACUACACAUGUGAUUUAUAAUAUGGUAUAUUAACUUAUUCUACUCAUCUCCUAGUUUAGGUCAGAUAAAACACUGAUCAACAAUGAGCACCAAAUAGUAACACCAUAUAUCAUACAUGUAUACUGUAUAUAUCUGUACUGCAUCAUGCCUUCAUAUACAGAAGGAAGUUCUUGAUAAAAACUCUUCUUAAAGUGUCAAGAUGGAUAUGUUGGGUUAGCUAGGGAGGUAACCAAUACAAUUUUUGAAAAUACUUUUAAUAUCCAAUAUUCCACGCAGUGGAAUUUUGUUAUUUUUUUAUUUAAUAACCCUCAGUGGCAAUAGUUAUCUCUGGAUUCAAAUGUUUGUCUAUAAUGUACAUAUAUGCAUUCUGUGCAGCCAUAUCUCAAAAUUAUUGUAUUGUAAAAAGCCAGCAAAUAUUUAAAAAUAACCUAUACUUUUGUAUGUUUUUGGAUGAUUGUACAUAAUUCCUUUAAUAUUUUAAUAUAAAAUUUAAGUAUAUAAGUAAAUAUUUGGAUGGGAAUGCACUGAGAAAUAUACUGAAGAAAAGGUGUGACUUACACUGCUUACUGUUGUAUGAUAGGACAAAAUCAAGGGUUAGCAUUUAGCCUCUUUAUGAGCCUCUGUAUUCUGGUGGCUAUUAAUGCCUGAGACGGUGGCGCCAAGAUAGAACCCCCCUUAACAAAAUAAAAACUUUUAAUUAUGGUAUUCUGAGAUGUAAAAUGCUAAAUUUGUAGCAUAAUUGGUUUAUUUUUCAAUGGGAUUUGUCACUUUAGGUCCAUAUUUUAAGCUAGACUCAGCAAGCUUAUACUGUAUAUCAGAAUGGCUGUAGGCCAUACACUGUGCAUAUGCUAUGUGGGUAUAGGUAAUGGUUUAAAGGGCUUGUCCAGCCUUUAUUAAGCGAUGGCCUAUCCUCAGGUCCGAUACCCCCAUCAAUCAGCUGUUCUGUGUAGCUACAGAGUAACGACAACAUUGGUGAUGGACGCCUGCAGAUGAGCUAGUGAUGGCCUAUCCUAAGGAUAAACCAUCAGUUAAAAAAGGCUGGACAACCCUUUUAAGGGGAGUUUGUCAGCAGGAAAUCCACUGAUAAACCACCAGAGGGUGGGCCCAAGCUACUCUAUGCAUCCUUGUUCCUCCCACCUCCUCACCAGAGCCUCCCUCUUCUUCCUGAUUGCGAGGGCCAGUCAGGGUGACUAUGCAGGAACCUGACCCUGUCGAUCAAGAAGGAGAGGCAGGGGCUGACAAAGGAAGCAGGAGGAGUAAGGGUGCACAGAAUGGCUUGGGACAGCCCUUGGUGCACUUAAGAAAGUACUUAAAUACAUAUAUAAAUGAGCAAUCAUUUACAUAUGGAUUUAAAUUACUUUCUCUCCAGAAUGAAGAGAUGGAUCACUAAGUGAAAGGUAACAUUAUAUUCAGCUGAGCUAGCUCUACAAGGCAUUGUGCAUUUCCUGGUGACAGAUUCCCUUUAAAGGGGUUCAAAUGGUAUUAAAAUGAGCAAAAAGGGCUUUUUUUUCCCUAGAAAUAGCUCCACUCUUGUGCAUGGGAUGUGUCUGGUGUUGCAGCUCAGCUCCUUUAGACUGAAUAGUCUAAUAGACAAGAGUGGUGCUUUUUCUGGAAAAAGUAGACGUAGGAGCCAGUAUCAUUCCCUCACUACUCAGUGUAGCCAGUUAGCAUGCAGCCCUAGUUCUAUCUGUAUUCCUCUCUAUUGUUUUAUUGAUGACAUCACUGUACCGAUAUCACAGCUAUUUUCAAAGUCACAUAUCUCCUUUAAUUGUGCAUAGACAUCCAAGCUGUCUGACCGGUGGGGAGUCUAUAUAUAUCUUGAGCGUAGCUUGUUUUCGGAUUGAUUUCGUUAAGGCACUAAUCCAAAAUAAACAAGUCCUUAAAUAGAAGAUUUGUGGAAAGGGGACAGGAAGAAUGGGAUUGACAGAGAACAGAAACAGUGUAGACACAUAAGAUGGAAUUCUUCAGAAAUCUGCAGACUUGGGGCAUGACUUAAUGUUUUCCCAGUUUAAUAAAAUAAACGACUUUGUCAUCCAGCUCUAACAAAAAAACGUGCAAAAAAACUGCUGAAAAUAUGAACAUGUUGCACGUAUGUAUUGUAAGUGAAAGACCCUGUACUGUAGUUGAUCAGCUCACAGUUUCAUAAAGCUUGUACCACUAACGUUCCAGGUCUGGUGUAUCAAACGAGAGGGGAGACCUCCAGGGUUCAUGGAAUUCUCAGCGUAAUACUAAAAAGUUCAACUUCUGACAUAUCAUAGUGAGUGACAUAUCAGAUGUUUUGAUUGGUGGUGAUCUGGGUGCCUGGACCACCGCCGAUCGUUGAUACAAAGGGGUAGGAGAGCUCAGCUGAGUGCUGUGCCCCUCUGGUUGCCUCUGGAACUCCUUUGAAAAAUAAGGUUAGUGGUGUGCAGACUCACAGACUUUCUAGGAAUGCUUCUAUCCUUCAUUUCAGCAGUCAGUGGGGUCUCAGUGUCCAGAUCACCAGAAACGGAACCUAUGACAUGUCAGACGUUUUCUGAAAUGAGAGCUCCACUUUCCGCCUAGUAAUAUUGUUCUAUAUGGAGGUGAGAUUACAGACAACGUGUUAAACAUCGAGAGAUUAUGUAAUUUUUUGUAGCAUUUUAGGAUGGAAGUACUGUACAUAUUUUACAUAUUGCUGAUCACAUACAAUGUCAGCAUGGUGACUAUAGAGAAAUGGGUGCUAUAGAAUGUUAGAAUUCCUAAUAAAGUAAGAUAAACACAAUAAACAGAACUAUAGCGUGAGUCCACAGAAGGCCGUAGGCAUCUCAAAGAUAACUACCACAGUUAAAGGGCUUGUCAACUUUGGACAAUCCAUUGCUGUUGAAAGGGUCCUUUGAGGAGAAGCUUAACACAGGGCCUGCUACAAUCACCUUUAGGCCUCAUAUACAUGGCCGUUGCCCGGCCGCGGCCCUAUUGCGGCCCGCAAACAGCAGGUCCACAAUAUGAGGGCACCGGCCUCCAAUCCGGAGCUGCGGUGCGGAAUGAUGGCACGGAACCCCACGGAAGCACUACGGAGUGCUACGGAGUGUUUCUGUCCGUGCCUCCGCACCGCAAAAAAAAAAGAACAUGUUCUAUUUUUUUUUGCUGUGCGGACGGAUCACGGACCCAUUCAAGUUGUGGUCCCCAAUGCACAGAACGGCCGCACAACGGCCGUGUGCAUGAGGCCUUAAUCUGUGGGGAAAACAUGGCAGCCAAUGUUUGAUUUCCCUGCAGCACCCCCAGAGGGCAAAUGAAGCAUUACACAGUUCUUAUUUAAAUCAAUGGGAUGUUUACAUGUGUUGGGUCCUCCAGAGAUAGAGAUGCUCUUUGACACUGUUGUUGGCUGUAGCUAACAGAUGAGAAACCUAAAUGGGGGAGUCCUUCCCUUUUAACUCAGAAUUCCCUAAUAGGUCAUUUUGAAUGUGGGCUUUGUAAACCAGACAAAACUAGAAAAUAACAGUCAGUUAUAUUAAUUUUACUAAUUGUAGUAGGUGUAUGUUGAGACAGGAUAACCACUAAAGGUUCCCAUAAAAGCAAAGUCAAAAGAACCCACCAGUUUCAGUGGGACUGCCCAGCUUUCCAGCGAGAGAAGGAUUGGUCAUGUUGAAUUUCGGACCAAAUAUUUGUUUUCAUGGGAGAUAUGCCGCCAAAGGUGUCUGAUUAUAAUAUACUGCCCUCUCCCUAUAGAUAAUGAGCUGUGAAGACAAGCUGUUGACUGAACGAGUGUUCCAUCAAGAGCUAUGAUAGGUGUUUGGCCACCUUAAUGCUAUGGACGGGUGGGAUGAAAUACAUCCAGCACUUUCAUAAAAGUACCACUUUUUAUUGCAAAACCAUUAUAGGCAACAUUCAACAAGUUUUGAACCAAAGACCCUUAGACCUUAGACUUGUUUGAAAUGGAUCAAGGAAACUUUUGGUGGCGUUAAUGGUUUACUAGUAAUAAAUAAUUUGUUUUAUCAAGUCAUACUUUAUCUUGUUUGGUGGUCUUUGAAGACACAAGCCUUGGACAGUUUGAAGGAAUACAAUAUGUGACAUUUUAGGAAUGUGCUUUAAACAUAUAGUGGCUUGAGUUUGUAUUGAUUAUAGCAUCCUUGGAAAGCUUGAUAUUGGUAAUCAGGCCACAAGUUUGAUACACAAGACAGAGCUGAAAAGCACCAUUAGUGGUACAAGAGUUCUGGAUAUAUCGAUGAUUAAUGUGGCCACGAGCUUAAUUUUGAAAAACCAAAGUAUUAAGUUAGCCGUAGUGUUAGGCUGCAUGCACACGAGCGUUGUUUGUUUCCUUGUCCGUUCGGGUUUUUUUGCGGAUAGGAUGCGGAUCUAUUCAUUUCAAUGGGUCCGCAAAAAAUGCGGACAGCACUC
Messenger RNA from Bufo gargarizans (Asiatic toad), 8027 nucleotides. It is a transcript of the gene FLT1, whose product is annotated as fms related receptor tyrosine kinase 1. Bases 275 to 2323 code for a protein of 682 amino acids. The record is from RefSeq and is a predicted model, not a curated record. Gene Ontology annotation, biological process: vascular endothelial growth factor receptor signaling pathway; protein phosphorylation. Gene Ontology annotation, cellular component: plasma membrane. NCBI's taxonomy places the organism in Eukaryota, Metazoa, Chordata, Amphibia, Anura, Bufonidae. The transcript has 13 exons. Gene Ontology annotation, molecular function: vascular endothelial growth factor receptor activity; ATP binding.